Molecule: messenger RNA, 327 nt
Organism: Angiostrongylus costaricensis
Lineage: Eukaryota; Metazoa; Nematoda; Chromadorea; Rhabditida; Metastrongylidae
Source: the annotation of a GenBank genome assembly
AUGUUUAUCGAACCGGGACAAUGUCAAAAUCUUACUGUUAUCAGAUCUGCUGGUAUGAGACUUAUUUACUUAUGCAUCCGAAGACCUAAUCUAAUCUAUAUGCCAAUAGCUGUGCUAGACAGAUUUUCAAGACCAGUGCGUGCCGAUAAGUUAAUUCUGCAGUUUUUACCGUGUGACAAAGAUGUCGAAGACUGCAAAGAGUUUUUUAAGGAGGCUGAUAAAAACGGCGUUAGGCCGGACACUCUUCGCAUAUCACUGAAGAUGAUGGGUGAAGGUGGUAAUCGAAUCGUUCCGUCACGAGAAGUCACGGACGAUGCGAUCUCGUAG